AUGGCCAUUAUUUUGAGAUUUGUUACUCUAGAUGGUUUUGUUAAAGAGAAAUUCUUUGAUCUUGUGCAUGUCACUGAUACUUGUGCAACACAUUUAAAGAAAGAAUUGAUUUCUGUCAUUUCUCAUUAUAAUCUCCAAGUUGAAAAUAUUAGGGUCAAGGGUAUGACGGUGCUAGCAACAUGCGGGGGUGAGUGGAAUAGUUUGCAAGCUUUGUUUCUUAAAGAUUCUCCCCAAGCAUCCUAUGUGCAUUUUUUUGCUCAUAGGUUACAAUUAGCAUUGGUAACAGCUUCAAGAGAGGUACUUCAAAUUCAUGAAUUUUUUACUCAAUUAAACUCUAUUGUCACUAUUGUUAGUGCUUCUUCAAAAAGACAUGAUCAAUUACAAGAAGCUCAAACAAUUGAAAAUGCAAACUUGGUUGCUCAAAAUGAAUUAGAAACAGGCAAAGGUGCGAAUCAAAUAAGCACUUUACAAAGAGCUGUGGAUACUCGAUGGAGCUCUCACUUUAAUUCUAUUUGCAGUUUGGUAAAAAUGUUUACUGCUACCAAUAUUAUUCUCAAUAAUAUCAUUGAAGACGGGACAACUUAUGCACAAAGAGGUGAGGCUUAUGGUGUUAGUAAAAUAUUAUUGUCAUUUGAAUUUGUUUUCACUUUGCACUUGAUGAAAGAGAUUAUGGGAAUCACUAAUGUUCUUUCCCAAGCAUUGCAACAACAAUCUCAAGAUAUUCUUAAUGCAAUGCAUAUUGUUUCUACAUCAAAGUUACUUCUUCAACAAUUAAGAGAUGGUGGAUGGUGCAAUUUUCUUGCAAAUGUUAAAGAUUUUUGUGAAAAACAUGAAAUUGAAGUCCCUAAUACGAGUGCACAAUAUGUUUUUGGAAGAGGUCGAUCUCGUCAACCAAGUGUGACAGUUGAGCAUCAUUAUCGAAUGGAUGUAUUCUUGGCAACAAUUGACUCUCAAAUACAAGAGUUGAAUAGUAGAUUUAAUGAGCAAACAAUAGAGCUUUUGACUUUGAGUUGUGCUUUGGAUCCUAAGGACAAUUUCAAAUCAUUUAAUAUUGAAGAAAUUAGCAAGUUAGCAGAGAAGUUUUAUCCCCUUGGCUUUCCUUCUAAUGAGCUAAAUAUUUUGAAAUCUCAGUUGCAACAUUAUCAGCAUGAUAUACCAAAUCAUUUGAAAGGCAUUGGUACACUUUCUGAAUUGUGCAACAAGUUGCAAGAAACGGAAAAAUCAAGAACUUCUCACAUGGUUGAUAGAUUAAUAUGUCUUGUUUUGACUCUACCAGUGUCUACAGCAACAACAGAAAGAGCUUUUUCAGCAAUGAAAAUUGUUAAGACAAGACUCCGAAGUAAGAUGGCUGAUGAAUUUCUUGCAGACAAUUUGGUCAUCUAUAUAGAAAAAGAAUUAGCAGCUAUUUUCAACACAAAUUCAAUUAUAGAUGAUUUUGAAAAUAGAAAAAAACGUCGAAUAGCCUUUUCAUGA
Messenger RNA from Arachis duranensis, 1473 nucleotides. RefSeq lists its product as uncharacterized. The record is from RefSeq and is a predicted model, not a curated record. The coding region runs from base 1 to 1473 and encodes 490 amino acids. NCBI's taxonomy places the organism in Eukaryota, Viridiplantae, Streptophyta, Magnoliopsida, Fabales, Fabaceae. Gene Ontology annotation, molecular function: protein dimerization activity. The transcript has a single exon.